AUGGCGCACAACCAGGAGCUUCUAGCCAAGACCCGCAUCACCAAGUUCAAGCAACAGGACUUUUACUCCUUAUGGGAUUAUUGCCUAAACAGAGGCCUGCUGUUUGAGGACGAGACAUUCCCUGCUGAGACUUAUUCCAUAGGUCUACAGCUGCUCAGGAAAAACCUCUCCAGCCUAAGCUGGAUGCAGCCAAAGGAUUUAUUGAAGGGUAAAUCAGAGCCUCACUUCAUCCUGGAAGGUGCGAGCAGUUUCGACAGCCAACAGGGGGAGGCAGGAGAUUGCUGCUUCCUGGCAGCACUGGGCUCCUUGACACAGAACCCACAGCACCUGCAGAAGAUCCGAAUGGACCAAAGCUUUUCAUAACAAUAUGCGGGGAUUUUCCGUUUUCCGUUCUGGCAGUGUGGCCAGUGGGUGGAAGUGGUGAUUGACGAUCGCCUACCUGUCCUGAACAAUGAGUACUUCUUUGUUAAUCCUCGCAACAAACAAGAGUUUUGGCCGAGCCUGCUGGAGAAAGCCUGCGCCAGGUUUCAUGCGUCCUGUGUCAACCUGCACUGUGGCUACCUCGCUGAUGCCCUGGUGGACGUCACGGGAGGGGUGGUCACCAACAUCAGCCUGCAUUCCUCCUCGUCUGACCUGAUGACAACGGUGAAGAUGGUAGCCGAGGCGGGCUCCCUGAUGACCUGCAGCACCCUGGCCGGGCCGACAAGUGAGUCCACAAGGAUGGCAAACGGGCUGGUGAGUCGGCGUGCCUACACAGUGACUGGCGCCGAGCAGAUUCAGUACAGGAGCGGCUGGGAAUGUCUUAUCCGCCUGUGGAACCCCUGGGGCAAGAGCGAAUGGAGAGGGCGCUGGAGUGACAGGUCUCUGGAGUGGCAGGAAACUCACGACCAACGGAAAAGCCAACUGUAUGAGAAUAAGGAUGAUGGCGAGUUUUGGAUGUCAUGUCAAGAUUCCCGAGAUAACUUCUUCUGCCUAUUUAUAUGUAACCAAGUUCCAGUCAGCCUGGACCAUGGAAACACACUCCCUGAAAGAUGGUCCCAACUGAUGUUUAAGAACCACUUAAUUCCAGGAAAUGCAGAAGGACCCCAGAGGGACAUGCAGUACAUCUUCUCUCUACCAGAAAGCAUGGAAAACAACAACGUCAUCGUGUCCUUCAAUUUUGUCAUGCCACAAAAUUUAAAGGCAAAAGACAGGACAUUUCCACUGAAGUCCGAGGUGUUCAAGAUCGACUGUCAGGUAUGGCCACCACCCAUGCUGCCGUCAGUCGAUGUGAACUCUGUGAUGCGGCUGUUGCCCAAGGGGAGGUACAUGUGCCAGGACGAGGACGGAAGGGAAGAGGGAGGGAGCCGGAUAAUUGCUGAGAAGGGCAUCGUUUCUGAAACCACAUGCAACCUUACAGAGUGCUUCAGCCUGAGCCCUGGGACCUAUGUGGUGGUCGUCUCCUCAGGCAGAGAAGCAGUUGAGUUCUUGCUCCAAAUCUUCCUAAAGAUGCCAGACAGUGACAGGAACCUGGACGAUAAUCUCAACCUCAGACCACUGCAGGUAAGUUCUUCCAGAAAUGGCUCCCAACGAAGCAUUUUCUACAAAUACGCUCAGCAGGGGCUGGACAUUGAUGCUACCCAGGUUCAGAGCCUUCUCACCCAGGAAUUCCUAAAAGGACCUCCAGGGGACACAUUCUCUUUGGAUGAGUUCCGGAGCAUGGUGGCUCUGACGGAUCUGAAGGUGAAUGGGCGGCUUGACCAAGAGGAGUUUUCAAGGCUGUGGAGCCGUCUUGUUCACUGCCAGAGUGUUUUCCAGAACUCCCGGAAGAACUCUGGAGUCUUCCCGAGUCUGGAUUUGUGGAAGGCCAUAAAGGACACAGACUUCCUCGCAGGGAUCUCCGUCACCACUGAGCGGCUGGAUGUCAUGAGACUCCGCUAUAGCGACAGCACAGGCGGGGUCAGCUUCCCCAGCCUGGUCUGCGUCCUGAUGCGGCUUGAAGCCGUGACAAAAGCGUUCCAGAACCUCUCCGAGGAUGGAAAAGGACUCUACCUGACAGAAAUGGAAAUUUACUUUCUUCAGUGCUCAGAAAAUAGUCUCGGAACCGAGCAGGAUGUGGUGAAACACUGCCCCCUGAUGGUCACAGUUGAUGCAGCUUCGAAGCAUCCACCUUCCAAAGGUUCCUUCCCACUCAAGUACCCAGUGUGGGCUCAGCAAGGAGCCUCCAGCCAGGCCAUCUGA
Balaenoptera musculus (blue whale) is the source of this 2220-nucleotide messenger RNA. It is a transcript of the gene CAPN13, whose product is annotated as calpain 13. Gene Ontology annotation, molecular function: calcium-dependent cysteine-type endopeptidase activity. NCBI's taxonomy places the organism in Eukaryota, Metazoa, Chordata, Mammalia, Artiodactyla, Balaenopteridae. Gene Ontology annotation, cellular component: cytoplasm. Gene Ontology annotation, biological process: proteolysis. The record is from RefSeq and is a predicted model, not a curated record.